AUGCACUCGAUGAUGUGGGAAUACUUUCAAAGGUAUGGUCGAGUUUACAAGAUGGGCUUCGGAAGACGACCGACGAUCGUAAUCACAGACCCAGAGAUGAUCAAACAGAUCACCAUUAAAGAAUUCCCGAAGUUUCAAAACAGAUGGUUUCCUGAAGUUAACCCGCCUAUCAUUUCGUUCCUGUUCAUCGCUAAGGAUGACCAGUGGAAGCGAAUUCGCACAACGCUCUCACCGACGUUCAGCGCAACAAAAUUAAAAGAAGUCAUCCCAUUAAUGGAGGAAGCUUCGGAUGUUUUGACUGGGAAACUCACAGAAGCCGCAAAAACAAGUGAGGAUGGCAAAUAUGACUAUUUUCCGGAAUAUUGUUUUUUGUUGGCUGCCAGUUUCGCAAACUCGCUUCUCUCAGUCUCGUUUAGCAGUGGUCAAGUCCUUCUUAUGAGGAGUAAACGAAAUUGAUUGUAGAAAGGCAGUCUCCCACCCAGCCUCCGGCCAAAUCGUGAAUUUCCAGUGGCGGAUCAGAGAGGGGGGCCGGGCUCCCCCCUUAUUUUUAGACCAAACUGAGGCCCGAAGGGCCGAAAAAAAGUUUCUCGGAGACCGCCCCCCUUAUCUAAUGGUCUGGAUGACCGCUGUCUUAAGGCCUUGGUGAUAUCAUUUGUUCGAAUUAGAUAUGUGCAAAUAUUUCACAUUACUAAAUGGUUAAUCUACGGGCAAACAAUAUUUUCUUCCAUUUUUGCUGUUACAAGUAUGUACAUCUAGACAAAAAUUAUACCAAAAGCUGUUGCGGUUUCGUAACUGGGAUCCUCAUACAGGGAAAACGCUAGAGCCCGCGGGGGGGGGACUGGCUAUAUAGGUAUGUGCCGCUGUGAAGGGUAUGGUUUUCAAGCAGUUUACUCUAGGAUAGGGUAUAUAAAUCAGAGCGCUUGGGUCUAAAAUAGGGUAUCAUUUUCAGGAAACUGAUCAGUUGGUUGAAGAUUUUAUCUAGACUAGGGAUUGUGGUAUAAGGUUUUGUUUUGGCUAGACUGUGCUAGUGACUUCAGUAGUUUCUGGAAAACAGCUACUCUAGGAUAGGGGGGAUUUGGGGAGUUUACUCUAGUACAGGGUAGCAAAAUUUAGCUGAACUAGUUCUAGUAGAGGUUAAGGGUUUCAGGGUCCCGGUGGCACAUCCCUACCCAGAAAUUCCUAAAGUACCCCCCCGACCGGCGCUAGAGUUGAAUAAGGGUCGGACGUCGAAAGUGGACGGGAGGGUGAAUAGAGAAAAGGUAAGGGUUUCGCCCUGUUCCCUUCCCUCCCUCUCCGUCCCCUUUUGCGCGAGUGGUGAGCCAAGCGAGACACGACGGCAUCAGAAAGAGGUUCACUGCGCGCGCGGAACUUUCAACUUUUCGAAUUCGCAGGUUACUGGGACUCCUUUGCAGGCAGACACACGGAUGGAUGGAUGGAUGGAUAGGUAGGUUAGAUAGAUCCACUAUAAAUAAUGCAUUUUCAUUUUCUCACUAUUACACCACUCAUUUUGCAGGACACAGCACUGACGUCAACCCACUGUUUAGUUUAUUUGCACUGGAAGUAAUUCUAUCCGCAGCAUUUGGGAUGCAAGCUGAUAUCCAAAGCAAUCCAGACUCCGACACUGUUGAAAAGCCCAAAAACGUGUUCCGAACUCCGUUGUGGGUCCGCGCGUUUUCCAUGUUCCCUUUUUCCGAUUACUUCAGCAAAAAGUUAAAUCUCAGUCCCCUUAAUCACACCGACUACUUCAUAAGAAUAGCCCGAGUAAUCUAUGAUGCCAGAAAAGCACAGAAAACGCCAAGUCGGAAGGAUUUACUGCAACUGAUGCUAGAAGCGCAGAAGCAACAGAUAGAAGGGAAGAGGAUGAGCGAUGAAGAGAUAUCUGCACAGUCUGUCAUCUUCAUGGUAGCAGGAUUUGAAACGACUGGAAGUACGCUAUCUUAUACAUGGCGUAUCUACUCGCUGCGCACCCAGAAGUCCAGGAAAAACUCCUCUAAGAACUCGACAAGGCUGUAA
Messenger RNA from Porites lobata, 2013 nucleotides. The record is from the annotation of a GenBank genome assembly. NCBI's taxonomy places the organism in Eukaryota, Metazoa, Cnidaria, Anthozoa, Scleractinia, Poritidae.